Molecule: messenger RNA, 1385 nt
Organism: Engraulis encrasicolus (European anchovy)
Lineage: Eukaryota; Metazoa; Chordata; Actinopteri; Clupeiformes; Engraulidae
Gene: ifitm5
Product: interferon induced transmembrane protein 5
Exons: 2
Coding region: 226-660 (144 amino acids)
Cellular component (GO): plasma membrane
Source: RefSeq, a predicted model, not a curated record
CUGCACCCUCUCUGUCGCCACCCUUCAGCAUCCGAAUAAAAGCUGGGUGCAGGGUGGGGGGGGACCACUCGCCUGGAUUGCCGUUGGAAGAGAGCAACAGAGACAGAACAAGAAGAAGAGAAGACAGUCCAUCUGUGUUAACAUCGUCAACAACGAGGAUAUUUUGACACCCACAUCCACCCACACACAUCCACCUACCCAGCUUACACACAUUCGAUCUGCAGGAUGGACUACGGCUAUUCGAACGACUGCACCCCGCUGACCAGCUGCAAGGCGGCCCGCAAGCCGGCCGGCUCCACGGUGGUGAACAUGGGACACGCUCCGAAGAGGCCGCCCAAGGACUACCUGCUCUGGUCGCUAUGCAACACCCUCUACGUCAACUUCUGCUGCCUGGGCUUCAUGGCUCUCAUCUACUCCAUCAAGGCGAGGGACCAGAAGACCCUGGGGGACCUCCGCGCGGCGCAGGAGUGCUCGGACAAGGCCAAGUGGUACAACAUCCUGGCGUCCGGCUGGAACCUUCUGCUGCCCCUCCUGGUCCUGGGGCUGCUGGCGCUGCUCCUGGUCCACCUGGGCACCACCGAGGGCUCCUUCGACUUCUUUGGGGAGGAGGGCUUCCAGACCUUCAUCAACCUCUUCAACUUCGGCGGUGACUGGCACUGAUGGGCAAUAGUUGAUUCAUUCAGUCACAAUCCAGUACCACAUGAUAUUCCAAAUGACUUAGUUUUUACCUGUCCACCCAUUCAGAUAGGUGAGUGGCUGGUUGAACGGUCACCUGGUUGAAUUGGACAAGUAAAACAUGGUCAUUUGGAAUAUGGUGACGUUGGCGUGUGGUGCGUAGUGAUGGUGGUCGUCAUUCAUGCCCAUAUCAAAAUGAAAGCACAUGACACAGCAUACAGUGUGAUUCAAUGGAUGAAUAAACACACAUACAGUACAGCACACAUUCCAUCUAGAAUGUUUAUAUGUUGAAAUAUAAGUAUUGUACAUGGAAUGUGUCUGUAUGUGUACUUUUCCCCAUAUGAGGAAAAUCAAAAUUGGGCCACUUUUACGGUAUGUGCCGUGUGUAGUCCGUAUGAAUCACUUUGUAUUUAUGUUUCAUGUUUCUUACUUUCUUUUUAUGGGUGAUGAAUAUUGUGGUAGCAGUCCCAAACCAAACAACAAGCCGAUGAACCUCGAACCUCCAACAUCGGACCCCCCCUCCCCCCCCCCAAAAAAGCCUGCUGUAUCUGCUGUUCCCCAUACCCCUGACAUCUACCUUCCUUUUUGAACAGUACAUCCUUAUUCUUAACUUCCUAAGUAACUUGAUCAUUAAGAUAUUACUGUAUUGUUAUUAUUAUUACUAUUAUUUUUAAUUAUUAUAAUUAUUGCUCUGAGUCAUUUUUGUAAAG